This is a messenger RNA of Notothenia coriiceps (black rockcod), 2921 nucleotides long. Its product is annotated as mitogen-activated protein kinase kinase kinase 2-like. Gene Ontology annotation, molecular function: ATP binding; protein kinase activity. Bases 177 to 722 code for a protein of 181 amino acids. The record is from RefSeq and is a predicted model, not a curated record. The transcript is spliced from 6 exons. NCBI's taxonomy places the organism in Eukaryota, Metazoa, Chordata, Actinopteri, Perciformes, Nototheniidae. Gene Ontology annotation, biological process: protein phosphorylation.
GCUGGCCGCCAAGCAGGGUGCCUUUGACUGCCGACUGUCAGGAAACCAGCAAGGAGGUGAACGCUCUGGAGUGUGAGAUCCAGCUGCUGAAGAACCUGCGCCACGACCGCAUCGUUCAGUACUACGGUUGUCUCCGGGACCUCGAGCAGAAGAAACUCACCAUCUUUGUGGAGUUUAUGCCCGGGGGCUCGAUAAAGGACCAGCUGAAAGCCUACGGGGCUCUGACGGAGAAGGUGACCCGCAGAUACACCCGGCAGAUCCUCCAGGGAGUGUCCUACCUGCACAGCAACAUGAUCGUACACAGAGACAUCAAAGGUGCUAACAUCCUGAGAGACUCGACAGGGAACGUGAAGCUGGGAGACUUCGGAGCCAGCAAACGUAUCCAGACCAUCUGCAUGUCAGGCACAGGGAUCAAGUCCGUCACCGGCACCCCCUACUGGAUGAGCCCCGAAGUCAUCAAUGGGGAGGGAUAUGGCCGGAAAGCUGAUGUGUGGAGUGUUGCCUGCACCGUGGUGGAGAUGUUGACUCAGAAACCUCCGUGGGCCGAGUACGAGGCCAUGGCGGCCAUUUUUAAAAUCGCCACGCAGCCUACGAAGCCCAUCCUUCCCGACUCGGUGUCGGACGCGUCACGGGACUUCCUGCGGCAGGUCUUCGUGGAGGAGAAGUGGCGGCCGACUGCGGACGUUCUGCUCAGCCACCCGUUCGUUCAGGGCUGUUUCUGAGGACCCUCACCCCUUCUCUCCCCUCCUCUCCUCUCCGGGCCUCCCCCUCCAACUUCCUGCCCGGAAAUCUAUCACCAGUGUCUGCCUUGUCAGGAACGCUGCAUCCCUCAGCAACUAGACUGAAAAAACUGAAACGUUGACUUUAAUUAAAUGUAUUAUGUCAACAGAUUUCACAUAACUGUAUUAGGUUAGUUGAAAGCAAUAGUAUUAAGUUUAAAUACAAAAUAUCAAGUUCAACAUAAUAAUAGAUAGAUAGACACUUUAUUGAAGUAGUAGAAACGUAUAUACAUAGGAUAGUAUAUCAAUUACAGAUGUAGGUAGCUGUUGUAGAGCGGGAGAAACUGAAACUACGGAGCAGAAAUUAUUAUUUGUAUUAUUGCUUUCAACUAACCUAAAACAAUUAUGUGGAAUCUGUUGAAAAAAUACAUUUAUUUAGAGUAAGCAUUUCAGUUUUUUCAGUGUGGAUGAAGCCUGGUUCGUCACCAAGAGGCCAGGUCGACGUCGAGUGUUGCCCUAAGAGGGGAACAACGAGAAAGCACUUAGCGGCUUCACAAGCUACUGACUGAAAGAGCAGGAAACGUGACCAAGAGCAGUGACGCCUCAAGAUUUUGGGGGAUUUUUACUCAUUUACUGCCGCAGAACAAUGUCCAGGUUCAGCCUGACAGUAAUGUCGACCACAUCUGAUAGCAGUGGAAGCCAGUGGUUCCCAACCGGGGGAACAGGGGGAUAUGUAGAAAGAUUAUGGAUUGCGAUUUAUUCCCACACAAAAAACACUUUUAUAUCAAUUUUCUGGUAGUCUGGUAUAAGUGUUUUAAUAAAAGACUGAUAGUGGGAAGUGAGUUUCAAUAUAAUUUCUUCAGCUAAAAUAACUCUAAAUGUCAAGGGGUGAGUUACAGAAGGGAUUUUCAUUUCAUGAGCAGUUGGGUUGAAUUCAAUUACAAAGGGUUUAAUACAUGUAGGCGAUGAUCACAGAUGAGUGAGGGGGAAAGGUUGGGAACCCCUGCUGUGAGUUACUCAUCAGCUGUGUGUACAGAUGGUAGAAUAUAUUUUAUAUGACAUACAAUACAAAGUUUUCUAUCGUCACCUGAAAAAAUGUCAAUGUAUUUUUGUCAACGCCUUACAAUAAGAGUUUGUAAGUAAGAAUGUCUUUUUUUCACGGCACUCAGAACCCCCCCCCCCCCGUUUUUAGAAUGGAUUGUGCACUUUUGAUAUCAUGCAUUGAAACAUUUCCAACGUGCAGGAUAAUCAACGGAGAUAUUUUUCUAUUUGAAGCAUUUUUUUUUUUAUAUCAUUGAGAAUUGUUGUGUCAAGAAAAAAAAGAACCAAACUUUUUGCAUCAGUUAAUAAGCAAUACCAGCUGUACUGUUGGAGUCAUUCCAGCUUCCCAUGCAGUGAGCCUUGAGUCCAUUGGAGAAACAGUAGCCAAAGAAAAAGUGUCAGAAACUUUGGGCUAUGUUCAUGUUCAGUAUUAGUCAUUAUGGAUCGAUUUCUCACCUCAGAGCCCUAUACGCCUUUUCUAUGUUACGGCAGCUUGGUGCACGGUAGUCUGCACAGACCAAAUCACAUUGUAUCAGUAUGAAAAUAAAUUCAAUUGAAGUUUUUUGUUCAGUAUGAAUCCACCCCAUGCCUUUACUUUGAUUUAACGACCACUUGACGCGACACCUCACUCUCCAAUAAUACCGCCAAAAACGGGUCGAGUUGGAAAUCCAGAGCUAAAUGCUGUCAUCUUUAAAAUGGAGGUGUGGUGAUACGGUGGCACUUAAAGAAUGAUCAAAUCUUUUUUUUCCGACCCUUGUCAGUGCCUUAUCUGAAUCUGUUAGUAAACACUUAAUGUUCACUGCCAAAGCAGAGAGCUUGUUUUUAAUAAGGUGAGUAAAAGAGAGCACACACAGGAUUUGCUGAACUUCUUUUAUAUGAACAAAAGAUUAUACUGUAAAUACAUAUUGUUCUGCACUUUUGUAUGAAAUUUCUUUACAUUCUAUACAAAUCUAUUUGAUGAAAUAGCUACGUUAUACAGUAGGUUGUACUGUGAUUUAGACGGGAGUGUCUCUUUGAGAGCUGGCAGUAGGCAGUGAGACGGCUGGAGGCUUUCGAUUGGGACAGUUCGUUUUGUCUUGAUGACGAAGCCUUGAAACAUGAAAUGUAUCAAGUCAUUGAUCUUUUGUACAUUUAACUUAAUAAAUCCAAGGUCUAAGACUA